Messenger RNA from Cooperia oncophora, 1335 nucleotides. NCBI's taxonomy places the organism in Eukaryota, Metazoa, Nematoda, Chromadorea, Rhabditida, Trichostrongylidae. The record is from the annotation of a GenBank genome assembly.
AUGAAGUUUUGUUUUCAGAUUUGUAGGUUUUGCUGGCAUCGUCUGCUUACGGAUGAAAACGGUCUCUGCCCUGCUUGUCGGCAACCGUAUCCGGAGGAUCCUGUUACAUUCAAGCCAUUGUCGUGCGCGGAUGUUCAACGGAUUAAGGAUGAGAAGCGGUUAAAGCAGCAGGCUGAGAAGCUGCGAAUUUCUGAAUCACGGAAUCAUCUAGCUAAUUACAGAGUUUUACAGAAGAACUUGGUAUAUGUUGUGGGACUAUCUCCGCGUGUGGCCGAUCCAGACACGUUGCGGAAACCGGAGUAUUUUGGGAGGUUUGGGAAGAUUCUCAAGGUUGUGGUUGGUACGGCGCCUACUGCUAACCACCCUCAUGCACAACCUAGUCAUACCGCUUAUGUGACGUAUAGCAAGGUCGAAGAAGCUUUGAGAGCUAUACAGGCUGUUUGUAAUGCUCAACUAGAUGGUCGAAUAGUGAAGGCCUCGUUGGGUACAACGAAAUAUUGCUCUUCUUUUUUACGGAGUCAGAAAUGCUUCAAACCGGAAUGUAUGUACUUACAUGAAAUAGCUGAUAGUGAUAUCAGUUUCACAAAAGAGGAUAUGCACAUGGGCAAGCACGCUGAAUACGAGAGGAGGUUGAUAGAUACGGUAUUGAAUCGAUCAUUAGCACAGCCGCAAGAGAAGCGAACCCAACCGUGGGGUUCGAAUAAGAAUAAUAUAUGUUGGGAACAGAAUGGCAGCGAAACGAGUGAAGAAGCUGAUCAUGGGCGAGACGGGGGAUAUAAUGGUGGUGAUGAGUCACCAUCCGGUGAUCCGACGCCAUCUGAAGCAUUCGGAUCUCGGGAACGGCGGUCUUCCACCCAAGAUAAGGAGAAUAUCCCGAAACGUGGCAAAGUCAAACAGACUACAGCAUCGCCUGCUCGUUAUACCUCCGGCCGGAUCAACGCCACCAUCUUCAUCACCACCGCGAGAACCGACGCCACCUUCCUUGGUAUGAUUAUAAAACUCCUCAGCCCGAGCCCGUUUCUGAAGCGAAGCCGCCGUCGUCGAGAACUGUGGAGCAGUCAAAGCCAUUCAAUUCUAUUUAUAAUCAAGAUACAGAGUCCAAGUUACUGCGGUUAUUAUGUGGUAAGUGAAGAUAACGGGACAGGUAUGGUCCCGGCACCUGCACCCGUCAGUGAGGCGCCGGCUCCUCUUGUAAAUUGGCAGACAUUGCUGGGUCUUUCUCCGCAAGCUGCAGCCGGUAAUAACACGACACCGACAUCUUAUGCUUCUUCCACGCUACAUCCGCCGACUACACCACAGAAAUCACUGGUCUCAACGCCACCGCCAGGUAAAUGA